Messenger RNA from Motacilla alba alba, 3400 nucleotides. It is a transcript of the gene ELMO3, whose product is annotated as engulfment and cell motility 3. Lineage: Eukaryota; Metazoa; Chordata; Aves; Passeriformes; Motacillidae. The record is from RefSeq and is a predicted model, not a curated record. Bases 148 to 2193 code for a protein of 681 amino acids. The transcript has 19 exons. Gene Ontology annotation, biological process: cell motility; actin filament organization.
UGCCACACCCGCGUCAGCUCAGGUGAGGGGGCCGGGCCUGCCCGGGGCUGGGGUGGUGGCACCAGGCCUCGGUGCGGCGGCCGGGCCCUUCGUGAGGGGAGGCGGCGGCGGCAACAACCCGGAACUGCCGGAGCCGCCGCGGGAGCCAUGCCGCCGCCCAAGGACGUGGUGAAGAUCGCCAUCCAGAUGGUGGGAGCCAUCCCGCAACUCAUCGAGCUCCAGCAGACCAAGCCGCUCGCCUCGGUGCUCAAGGACGUCUGUGAUGCGUGGAGCCUGCCCAACGCCGAGCGCUACGCCCUGCAGUACGCGGACGGGCGGCAGACCUACAUCACCGAGUCGAACCGCAGGGACAUUAAGAACGGGAGCAUCUUACGGCUGACCACCUCCCCGGACCAAGAAGCAGAGCAGUUGUAUAUCGGGAUCCAGAGCAAGAACGUGGAUGUGAAGACUGACUCACUGAAGAAGCUUGCGAGCCUCUCCCAGGACAUUACCUUUGCUCAAGAGUUCAUCAGCAGGAAUGGCUUGAAGCAAAUCUACUCUAUUGUAGAAGAAGGGAACGAUACAGGGGAGAUGCUGGCUCAUACCCUCAAAGCCUUCACAGAGCUGAUGGAGCAUGAUUUUGUUUCCUGGGAAAAUCUUAGUACAGUCUUCAUCAAGAAAAUCGUGAGUUACGUCAACAUGAAUGCAGUGGAUGCAUCUAUCCAGCAGCUCUCCUUGUCUAUCUUGGAGAAUAUGGUGCCUACCAGUCGCCUCCUCUUUGAGGUGGUCAAAAAAGAAGUGACGUUGGACCGCCUUCUCACCCACCUGCAGGUGACAAAUGCCCAGCUGCAGCUGAAGGCGAUGGCUCUGCUCAUUGCGCUGCUGCUGAGCGCCACCGACGCCGAGCGGCGGGAUAUGAUGGACUACCUGAGGGAGAAGAACAUCAGGCAGUUUAUCCACAAGAACAUUAUCCACAGCUCCGAGCCACUGGGGGAUGAGAUGGCCCAUUAUCUUUACGUGCUGCAGUCUGUCAGCCUCAACUUGUGUGAGCAUCGCAUGAAAAUGUCCAUGGAUCCCUACUCACAGGAGCAGCGGGAUCUCCUCCAGUCCCUGCGCCAGACUGCUUUUGAGUCGGAGAGCGAGGCGCCUGCUGGCACCUUCAGCACCGAGCGCCGGCGGUCCCUGUGUGCCAAGGAAUUCCGCAAGCUGGGCUUCAUGAACAACAGCAACCCAGCAGAGGAUCUCCGCCGUGCCCCACCAGGACUCCUUGCCCUGGACAACAUGGUGUAUUUCUCCAGGAACACCCCUAAUGCCUACAGCAGGUUUAUCCUCGAGAACAGCAGCCGGGAAGACAAACACGAAUGUCCCUUUGCUCGAAGCAGCAUCCAGCUCACCCUGAUCCUCUGCGAGAUCCUGCACAUUGGAGAGCCAUGCUCGGAGACGGCUCAGGCCUUUUACCCUAUGUUCUUCGGGCAGGAUCAUUUCUUUGAAGAGCUGUUCUGCAUCUGCAUCCAGCUGGUGAACAAGACCUGGAAGGAGAUGAGAGCAACGCAGGAAGACUUUGACAAGGUGAUGCAGGUGGUGCGGGAGCAGAUCACCAGGACCCUGUCCCUCAAGCCCACGUCCCUGGAGCUAUUCAAGACCAGAGUGAAUGCACUGAACUACAGCGAGAUCUUGAAGCUGCGGCAGACGGAGCGGCUGCACCAGGAGGAGACGCUGGCCGUGCCUGUGCUGGAGCUGCGGGAGAAGCUGAAGCCGGAGCUCCUGGAGCUGAUCCGACAGCAGCGCCUGCUGCACCUCUGUGAGGGAACCCUCUUCCGCAAGAUCAGCAGCCGCCGCAGGCAGGACAAGCUGUGGUACUGCCGCCUGUCCCCCAACCACAAGGUGCUGCACUAUGGGGACGUGGAGGAGGGGGUGCAGUCUCCCCCCAUCGAGAACCUGACAGAGAAAAUUCCUGUGGCAGAUAUGAAGAUGCUGCUGGUGGGGAAGGAGUGUCCACACACAAAGGAGAAGAGCUCUGGGAAGCAGAACAAGGAUGUCCUGGAGCUGGCCUUCUCUAUUGUGCACGAUGUGGAGGAAUACUGCCUCAACUUCAUUGCCCCCACCCGGUACGAGGUGAGCUCCAGGGUCCCCUGGGGUGCACACAGUGCCCAAGAUGUCUCUGCCAGGGCACAGCAGUCAGGGGAGGAGCUGUGUGUGUCCCUGGGGGGUUGAAGCCACAGAGGGGAGAGAUGGGCUCUCUGGCGGCCCAGGGCUAGUGCCAGAGGUGCCCAUGCUCUGCUUCCCCAGUUCUGCCUCUGGACGGAUGGGCUGAAUGUGCUUUUGGGCAAGGAGAUGACAAGUGAGCGAACACAGACAGACCUCGAUGUCCUGCUGUCCAUGGAGCUCAAGCUGCGACUCCUGGACCUGGAGAACAUCAGCAUUCCUGACGACCCCCCUCCCAUCCCAAAGCCUCCCAGCAACCUAAAUUUCUGCUAUGACUUUAGCCAUGCAGAGCAGUGAGUUCCUCCCUGUUCCCUGUCCCCACCCUCUAUGGCCCUCAAAAUCAAGCCCCCCAUCUCCAGGUUCUGUGUCUCAUCUCUGGCCCAAAGGGACAGGCCAGGUGCUGGCUGGGGCCUUGGGUGUUCCACCCUUCCCUGCCUGUGUCCUGCCUCCUGCAAGACCAUGGAAUGAGCCACCAAGCAUUAGCCUCCUGUUCCAGAGGGGUGAGCUGGCUGCUCUGCCCCCCUGCCAUGGGGAGGUGAGAUGAAAUACAGGCAGUCAAACCCCUCUGUGGUGGCACUGAUUCCCCACACUGCAGUCAGGCUUUGGGCAGAGAGGGCAAGGAUGUGGACUGGAAUAAAGGUACAGGCAGCCCUGGGAUAGCUGGAGGGGGAGUUACACUACAAAGGUACGAAUCUGCACUGCCUCACUUUCGCCAUCAGUGUAGGGGAUCCUUUCUGGACAACAAAGUGGUUAGAAAGAGGAUGGAACACACCUUUCCAUUAAGUUUGUCAAGCAGAUGGCAUCUCCAGGGCACGAUGUGCCUGCCCUGCCAGGUCCCUCCUGCACUGAAAGGUGUAUUUGCUGAGCCCUCUGCACUGUGCUGGAAUGGGGGUGAUUAGGGUACAAGCCCGUUUUUCCCAGCACCAUUCAGCUGGGCCUGGUGUGAGGAGCAGACCCUGGUGUGCCCAUCGUGCCAGUUCUGGUGCCUUCCCCACCUGGGGCAGAUAGAUACCUGCACACUUCAGCCAUGCUGCUGCACUACUGCACCACAAGCUACCUCCUCCCCGGCCCCACAGCCCCACCCCAGGGCCCUGCACCUCCUCGUGCCUGCAGCUUCUCCCAAGGGUGCUGUGCAAACAGCCACAGGUCGGUGGGGAUCCAACCGUGCCUCUGUCCCCUGUGUAUUGGGACAAUAAACACUUGUGGAGAACUCGGA